UAUGGUUGAAAGUAGCAGGCAAGAAGGCUGUGGGACUCCAGUGUUUAUCUUUCAGAAAGAUAACUUCAAUAAAUAGAAUACUACUGACGUUAUCUGGGUAGCUGUCUGAAGUAUUCUAUAAAAAUGGAUCUAGAAGGUGGCACGUAUGAACCGGGGUUUGUCGGUAUUCGUUUCUGUCAGGAAUGCAAUAACAUGUUAUAUCCAAAAGAGGACAAGGAGAAUCGCAUCCUGUUAUAUGCAUGCAGGAACUGUGAUUACCAGCAGGAGGCAGACAAUAGCUGCAUUUACGUCAACAAGAUCACCCACGAGGUUGAUGAGUUGACGCAGAUCAUUGCAGAUGUAUCCCAGGAUCCAACACUGCCUCGGACAGAGGACCACCCAUGUCCCAAAUGUGGCCACAAGGAGGCAGUGUUCUUCCAGUCACACAGCAUGAAGGCUGAGGAUGCCAUGCGUCUGUACUACGUGUGCACGGCCCCCCACUGUGGACAUCGCUGGACAGAAUGAAAAAGGGAAGAGGAAGUUCCACUGCUACUGCCACAUUUGGCAUUUCGAUCUCUCACCCUGCCGACAUCAGUGACUUAACAGGACUUUUGUCAUACUGUCCAAAAAGUGUGAGAACUGUUGCGCCUGAAUCAGCCGCUUGUGAAGAACUGUUUAUUCCAGCUUGUAUCAGGGUGGAUUUUUCUUUUUUACUAUCGCUAGAAAAUUCUCUGAUGUCAGCAGCAGCCCAGGCUUUGUCCAUAUUUGUUGUAGGUAUUUUUUAGCCUUUUUUUACAAACAGAAAUUAAAUCCAAAUGGAAAAAACUG
Molecule: messenger RNA, 807 nt
Organism: Alosa alosa (allis shad)
Lineage: Eukaryota; Metazoa; Chordata; Actinopteri; Clupeiformes; Clupeidae
Gene: polr2i
Product: RNA polymerase II subunit I
Exons: 6
Coding region: 124-504 (126 amino acids)
Biological process (GO): transcription-coupled nucleotide-excision repair; maintenance of transcriptional fidelity during transcription elongation by RNA polymerase II; DNA-templated transcription
Cellular component (GO): RNA polymerase II, core complex
Molecular function (GO): DNA-directed RNA polymerase activity; nucleic acid binding; zinc ion binding
Source: RefSeq, a predicted model, not a curated record